Pseudo-nitzschia multistriata is the source of this 2842-nucleotide messenger RNA. The record is from the annotation of a GenBank genome assembly. NCBI's taxonomy places the organism in Eukaryota, Bacillariophyta, Bacillariophyceae, Bacillariales, Bacillariaceae.
GAGCACCAUGGCUACAACCGAUGGACGCAUCGACAUCGAGGUCGACAUCAAUAUCAACAUGAUCAUCAUUAUCAAUAUCAGUAUUAUCACCACCGCCGCCAGUACCACGCCCCUCACAAGGAUUUUCGCCCGGAAUUGGCGGUUUCCUUUACAGCGGAGAUUCCYAACUUUUGGGAAGACAGUCGUGUCUUGGACUGUCUGAAUUACCAGCUCGCGUGGGACAGCCGCAAUCGCACAUCGAAGCCAGUGGUGAUCUGCAGGCGGAGCUCAACCGUUAACGAAAGGGAAGUGGAGUAUUACGUCGAACUGUACGACGAGAAAAUCAGAGAAAUAUUCCUGGAACUCAACGGUGUCAACAUUCGUUCCGGAUCGUUGGUGUUCCGCCCUCGGAUAGAGCCGUGGCAAAACGCAGACCAGCAGCAGCAAGAACAACAUCAACAACAAGAACAGGGAUCGCACUCGUCGCAACGCAGAGACGAGUCUGUUGAAAAAAACAGCAGUAGUAUUGCUAGUCUAAACAAUAACAACAGUGGGAAUAUGCAGCAGGAUUCUCCGGAAGAUGAAAAACAGAAUGACAAAAAUGAUGCGAUAAAAUGGAACACAGAUCCCGAAAAAAGUGGAGACGACAUGUCUAUGGGUAGUGACAGCAGUAGUAUAAUUGCUAGUAUUGACAAUGACAAAAACAGGAACUCGCGGCAUGAUUGUUCGCAAGAUGAGCCAAAAGACAUUAAUAAUGAAAUAAUUGAAAGGAAGAUUGAUAAAGAAAAAGAUAGCGACGGUUCUAGCGAGAGACCUUCAAAGCGUGCCAGGACAACAUCCCUUUCAGAACAAAACACCGAAGAUACCUCAUCUACUUCCACAUCUGCUGAUAUAAUAUCUACAGGACAAGAAGUGCACGCAAAUAAGAUAAAUGCUUCUAGUAACGCUCCCGAUGCUUCAUCGCCACGAUUGAAAAGAAAGAAAAGUAUCGAAAACAGCAAUUGCAAAUUACUUCUGACAACCAUGCCGAAUAAAUACAAUGCAGAGUCKUUUCGGAAGUAUUUAAACAGCCACUUGAUAGAUACAAAGAUAGUCGAUGAYAUCAGCAGCGAAUYACCCAUCUUAGAAUGCUACUGUGACCGCGACAAUUGGGUAUUGACGACAAGGACGGAAGAAAUUAGAGACAUCAUCAUGAAUUCCGUCAGUGGCACAUUAACUCUCACUGGAACAAAAGUUUACUUCAAACGACACCCAGAAUACCAUUUUUCAAGAGAAGGUACUAGCAAUAAACGUCAUCGCAUUCCAUCAUCACCAUCUCCAUCACCAACAUCAUCGCAAUCGACCGGGUGCAGAAACAAUAGAGAAGACAUGACUCAGUCGUUGCCACUCCCGUCUUGGAGCAAUGUGGACUGUAUAAUCCAUGCGUCAAAUAAGUCAAAAGACGUGUCAUGGCAAGAGGUCGCUUCCUUUAUCAUAUGCUACAUCAGAGGAUAUACCACUCUUGCCAACGAAGAUGUGAUCAUCGACACAGCCAGGUUCACACCGAUUGAAGAGAMGCAGAGCUUUCUUUGCAGCUCCGCAGUCGCGGCCCAAACUAUUGUCACCAAAAUCAACGGGAUUGAUCUGAGAGGCUCUAAACUCUCACUGAACCGCCAUCCGAAGUUUCGGCAGGAUGUUCCACCAGUCGACACCGAUACAAACGAUCCUACGAGACCGAUUAUGGACGAAUKCCCGGGUAGCAGAGGGAGCACUAAAGACGACGAUCUUGCUUCUGUUGAAGAAGGUGAGAUGAAAAAAACACAGCAAGAUUCAYCACUUAGACGAGGAGAAAACGAUAAGACACAGAAGGCAUCGGACAACUCCUAUGAUAAAAGUCCACCAAUCGCUCAAUCGGAAGAGCGACAGUGGCAAGCAAUAGAUACAGAACUAACAAUGUUGAACGAAAAUGAAGAAGAAAGAAGGUGCGACGCUGAACACAACAAUGUAAACCCUCUCGCUCAGGAUGCAAUCAUUCACUGUACUGCUGACCAACCGAUUGAAAUGGGGCUAUCGAAUGACGAACGAUCUAGAAAGAUAUCUGGUAAAACUGAAUAUGACAAAAUUAAAAGCCAGUACGAUACUACAUUGUUGGAGCUUGAAAAGUCAAAGAUUGAAAAUAUUCGAAAAGAUAAACAGAUAAUCAUUUUGAAUAAUAUAAGUCAAGUAAUUGAAAAGCGGAUUGAAAGUGAGAAAAAGGAAGCAAAAGAAGACUACGAACGAAGAUUACACGAGAUCCAGCUCAAAAAGAAAGAACAAAGUCUUAAGAUCGAGGAACAACAAGAGAUAAUCCAAAAUUUGAAGGCUGAUGCCGAAAAGGCACGUAAUGAGAUCAAAGGACUCUAUUCAAAACUGCAAGGCCUCCAAGGUAGAUAUCAGGAGAUGACGGAUGCAMUGACUUGUGCAACAAAAAUGUGUGAAGAGGAGAGGGAGGCUAGAAGACAAUUAACCGUAGAUGUCAUUGGGUUCAAGAAGGCCAAGAAAGCAGCAGAAAGAAAGCUCAAGGCCCUCAAGAGUCUUGCUGACUCGAAAGGGACAGUUGGUGCUAAGGGUGGAGAUUUGGAACUCGACUCAGAAGAACCUACCGCUAAAGAAUUCAAGUCUCGUGCUCUUUCAGUUGGUGAUGUUGUCCUUGCUAAUAGCACACAAUUGGGGUACAAAGAUAAGCUGAUCAUCACUUCGGUUAAUCCUAACGGCACAUAUAGAUCAAGAGAUUUUGUGACUCUGCGAAAAAGAAAGACAUUACUGAAAGAGUCAGACAUUAUUGAAGUCSUUGGAAAAGAAUCCGAGUACGUAUCAUAAGUCGCAAUCAAAACACGCACGGUCU